AUGUCAGUGAGAAACAUUGUGACCCUAAGUCAUAAUCCGGCUAUCACAUAUAGCACAAAAGACGACGAUUUUAUUGAAGAUCCUACACCAUCGCCUGUUACUGAAAACGUUCCUUGGAUCUCUUGGUUCUGCUCUCGACCAGGUCGAGAAUAUUUUGUCGAGGUUCGAGAUGACUUUAUUGAAGACUUGUUUAAUUUGACUGGCCUUAAUCUUGCUGUACCCUUUUAUAAUGAAGCUCUGGAUCUUAUUCUUGAUAGGAAUAAUCCUGAAACUCUAAAAAAGCUCGAUAUGGGCGUGGUUGAAACAAGUGCACAGAUUCUUUAUGGUCUAAUACAUCAACGCUAUAUCAUUACCCGAAUGGGCUUACAUCAAAUGGCCGAGAAAUAUAGUACGGGUAUCUUUGGUUGUUGCCCUCGGGUAAAUUGUUGUUAUACACACGUUCUUCCUGCCGGCCGGUCCGAUGUGGUUGGAAGAAUGCCUGUUGUAUUAUUUUGUCCAAACUGCCUAGACUUAUACGCACCAUCUAGCUCCAAAUAUAAAAAUAUUGAUGGAUCCUUUUUUGGUACAACAUUCCCUCAUCUGUUCUUUGAAACCUACCCUGAACUCAACCCGAAAAGGGCUAUUCCAUGCGGUAAUAUCUAUCAGCCCAGAAUUUACGGAUUCAAGGUUAGUGAAUUCAGUAAAACGGGUCCUCGAAUGCAAUGGCUACGCAUGUAUUUGACCGAUAGUAGUGAUAGUGAUAGUGAAAGUGAAAUUGAAAGCGAAAGCGAAAGUGAUUAA
Molecule: messenger RNA, 780 nt
Organism: Schizosaccharomyces osmophilus
Lineage: Eukaryota; Fungi; Ascomycota; Schizosaccharomycetes; Schizosaccharomycetales; Schizosaccharomycetaceae
Gene: ckb2
Product: CK2 regulatory subunit beta isoform 2, Ckb2
Exons: 1
Coding region: 1-780 (259 amino acids)
Cellular component (GO): cytoplasm; protein kinase CK2 complex
Molecular function (GO): protein kinase regulator activity
Source: RefSeq, a predicted model, not a curated record